AUGGACGAGAACGCCGAGCGCACGCGGAUGCCCACGCGCGCGCGGACGUCGACGUACGAGACGCCCGAGUGCGUGAACGCGUAUCUAGACUUUCACUUUGGACAAUCCGUCGUCCAGGCGUGCGCCGCGACGGGGCGCGGACCCGCGAUCGAGGGGUUCGCGCGGUACGAGAACGCGCCCGUCGACGCGUUGGCGUUCCCGGCGCGGUGCGCGAGGUACGCGGCGUUCGGUUCGUCCAUGCGGGAGGAUGGUAUUCCUCGGGAUUGGGAGGAAUUAGCGCCGAAGCGUCGCGUGUUGGAUGUCGGGUGCGCGUGCGGUGGGGCGGCGUUCGAGUUUGCGAGUUUAGGAUGCGGCGAAGUCGUCGGGUUUGAUUUCUCAAAAGCGCUCAUCGACGCGGCGAAGGAGAUACGCGACAAGGGUGAAAUCGUCGCGAGAGUGAAGAUGGAAGGUGACGCUGAGGUGGACAAAACGUUAGUGCGACCGUGCGAUGAUGCGGUGUUUUGGAGGGUGAAAUUUCACGUCGGAGACGCGUGCGAGAUGGUGCGCGACGCGCAGACUUUGGGCAAAUUUGACGUGGUGUUAGUUGCGAACCUUUUGUGUCGAGUGCCGCGACCGCGACGCGUAUUGGACGGACUAGAGGCUGUCGUCAAGAUCAACGGUAUCGUCGCCCUCGUCACGCCGUGGUCGUGGUUAGACGAGUACACGCCGGACGUGAACGAACGCUUGGAGAAGUGCGGGAUAACGCUCAAGGAGGAGAUGGAGAAACGCGGAUUUGAGAGGAUCGGUGCCCCGGAUGAGAUGCCGUGUUUCAUUCGCGAACACUAUAGGAAAGCGCAGUAUAUCGUCUCCGAGGCCACCCGAUGGCGAAAAGUACGAUAA
Molecule: messenger RNA, 879 nt
Organism: Ostreococcus tauri
Lineage: Eukaryota; Viridiplantae; Chlorophyta; Mamiellophyceae; Mamiellales; Bathycoccaceae
Product: HPP
Exons: 2
Coding region: 1-879 (292 amino acids)
Source: RefSeq, a predicted model, not a curated record